This is a messenger RNA of Rotaria sp. Silwood2, 1827 nucleotides long. NCBI's taxonomy places the organism in Eukaryota, Metazoa, Rotifera, Eurotatoria, Philodinida, Philodinidae. The record is from the annotation of a GenBank genome assembly.
AUGUCUUCGAAUAUAUCUGAUGGUUCAUCAUCAUUCAAAGAUUUAAUCGAUUGGUUCAAAUGGCCAUUAACAUAUUUGAAAAUAGUCGGAAGUUGUUGUGUAGUUGCUGUUAUUGCUGCGAUUAUUUAUCAAAAGAGGAAGAAUCAACAAAUAAAAAGUGCAAAAGAUCAAAAUAACAAAACAAUCGAUGAUUAUUCUUAUCGUGAUCUUUUCCAUUUCUUUAUCAAUCCCGAAUUUCAUGUGGAUAAAUUACCUCUUGCCAAAGAGUUCAGUGAACGUAUGCAUGCUGAAGCAGCUCAAUAUAUGAUGGAAGAUCAUCCAGAUAAUCCUGAUUUUCCUGAUCAUUUUACGUAUAUUCCUUAUGAUAAAGACAAAGUCAAUAAACGAUUAGAUUAUAUUUUUAAUCGCCUCUUUAAAGAAAAAUAUCUUGAUUGGUACGAGGCCGGUCAACCAGCAACAAGUGAUUCUCGAUAUUGGUGGGCUCAAACAAAACUUCAUUUAACAACUUAUUUAAUUCAACGUCAACCAUAUCAUUUAACAGAUGGAGUUUGGCUUCGUGGUGUUAAUCAAGGACCAAUGUCAUCUAUUCAAGCAAAAUUAUUUGCUAUUUAUAUUGAUGAAUUGGGUAAUGGAAAUCCAUCACAAAAUCAUUGUAAUGUUUAUUUGGAUAUUCUUGAAAGUCUUGGUUUGCAAGUUCCACCAAUUUAUUCUCGAGAAUUUGUUGAUCAAGAAUUAAUUCUUGAAAUAUCUUUUAAAAAACCACUUCUUACUCUUACAACUUCACUCUUUCCGAAGACUUUUGAACCCGAAAUUCUUGGAUAUACUUUAUGGUUAGAAACAACAGCACCAGCUGAACAUGCUGGUCUUCGGAAAAUUCUUGAUCGAUAUGAUUUGAAUUCCAAUUUUUCUCUUCUUCAUACAGCAAUCGACAAUAAUGUUAAUGGACAUGGUCGCUAUGCAAGAGAAGCGGUUGAACUUUAUCUUGAUCAAAUCAGAGAAACGCAAGGUGAUCAAGCUGUUGAAGAACAUUGGAAACGAAUUUGGACUGGAUAUGUGGCCUAUGGAAUGACAGGUAAUAUAGAUAAUGCACUUCGAGAAUUAUAUGAAAAACAAAAAGUAUUAACACCACGAGAAGAAUUUAUCGAGUUGAUAAAGAAAAAGGCUCCAACAGCACAAAAAAUGCAUGGAUCACGACGUGUUGGUCCUGAAGGCCUUUUUCUUAACGAUAUGUUUGCAUCUGGUGAUGCAGAAAAAUUAUGUGAUCAACUUGCUCAAUCAGAAUUGAUUGUCAAAGGUGAUCCAGGUGCUAGUCCACUCAUCAAUCAUGCUGUCAGUUUUCAAGGGCCAAUGUAUCAAGUAUUUGACUCGGAUGAAUUAACAAUUAUUUCUCGAUGGAUUCUUUCUUUGAAACCUUCUACACUCAAUGACAUGCUUUCACUUAUUCUUCAACGUCGAAAAUUUUCAAAUAAAAUAAUAAAGGAUCUAAUACUUCAAUUACCCGAUGGAUCAUCGCAUUCUUUACGUCAACUGAUCGAAGGCAAACCGUCUGAAUUGUUAGCUGCUUUUCGGGCUAGUCAAUGGACGAUUCCUUUUGAUGGGCAUAAACUAACGGAAGAGAAUGUUGAUACAUGUCCACUAAUGAGAGCAUUGGCUCGAGCAGGUCCUCUCGAACAUAUCUUCAAUCGAGAUGGAGAAGAUAAACAAAUUAUAAGACAAUGGUUAUUAGAUGGAGCAUCACUACUAAAUGAAACACUUCAAGAUUCGACAUCAUCCGAAAAGAACGGUGUCAACAUUCUAUCACACGAAGGUUUUAAAUUUCAAUAUUGA